This is a messenger RNA of Prosopis cineraria, 1860 nucleotides long. RefSeq names its product probable pectate lyase 8. The coding region runs from base 12 to 1373 and encodes 453 amino acids. Lineage: Eukaryota; Viridiplantae; Streptophyta; Magnoliopsida; Fabales; Fabaceae. The transcript has 6 exons. Gene Ontology annotation, molecular function: pectate lyase activity. The record is from RefSeq and is a predicted model, not a curated record.
AGGCGAUUUCCAUGGGAGUGGCUAUAAAAGGCAGGGCGCGCCUUCCCCUUCCGGGCCUCCCAUUGCUGCGAGUGCGAAGCAAAGCUCCAAGAGAGAAUACAAUGCGCUCCUGCUGCUCUCUCUCUCUCCAAUUCUGGGCCCUCUCCUCUCUCCUCAUUCCCCUGCUUCUGCCUUCAGCCACCGCCUUCCUUCUUCCGAGGUUCAACGCUUCUUCCCAUGAGCAUGCUGUUAAUAAUCCUGAGGACAUAGCCUCUCUGCUUCAUACGAGUAUACGCAAUCAUACGGAAAGAAGAAAUUUGGGUUUCUUCUCUUGUGGGACAGGGAACCCCAUCGACGAUUGCUGGCGGUGUGACCGGAACUGGCAGCGCCACCGGAAACAUCUGGCCAAUUGCGGAAUUGGGUUUGGACGCAAUGCCAUCGGCGGCCGAGACGGGAAGUACUACGUCGUGACUGACCCGAGCGACGACGACCCCGUCAACCCAAAACCGGGCACCCUCCGCCACGCCGUCAUCCAAGACGAUCCCUUAUGGAUCGUGUUCAAAAGGGACAUGGUUAUCACUCUUAAGCAAGAGCUUAUCAUGAACAGCUUCAAGACCAUCGACGGCCGUGGCUUCAACGUCCACAUUGCUUACGGCGGAUGCAUCACCAUCCAGUACAUCACCAAUGUCAUCAUCCACGGCCUGCAUAUCCAUGACUGCAAGCAAACUGGCAACGCAAUGGUUCGCAGCUCGCCUUCCCAUUACGGAUGGAGAACCUUGGCUGAUGGCGAUGGAAUUUCCAUCUUUGGUGCGAGCCACAUCUGGAUUGAUCACAACUCGCUCUCUAAUUGUGCAGACGGUCUUAUUGAUGCUGUCAUGGGUUCGACUGCCAUUACCAUUUCCAACAAUUACUUCACUCGCCACAACGAGGUGAUGCUUUUGGGUCACAGUGACUCUUACGUAAGAGACAAGCAAAUGCAAGUGACCAUUGCCUACAACCAUUUUGGGGAGGGCCUUAUUCAGAGAAUGCCAAGGUGCAGACAUGGGUAUUUCCACGUUGUAAACAAUGACUACACCCACUGGGAAAUGUAUGCCAUUGGUGGCAGUGCAGAUCCCACCAUUAAUAGCCAGGGAAAUCGAUACCUUGCCCCUCAGAACGCUUUUGCUAAGGAGGUGACAAAGAGAGUUGACACAAAUCCAACAGCAUGGAAAAGGUGGAAUUGGAGGUCAGAGGGAGACCUUUUGCUAAACGGUGCCUUCUUCACUUCAUCAGGUGCUGGAUCUGGAGCUAGCUAUGCCAGAGCUUCAAGUUUAUCAGCCAAAUCAUCUUCUGUGGUUGGCACCAUCACUGCUGGUGCAGGUGUUCUUAGCUGCCGGAGGGGUUCUAUGUGUUAAUACCAAGAACAUCAGCAAAACAAAAAUACAAUAAUGAAAGUAAAACUGACAAAGGAAAGGAAGAAGGAAAAGCUCUCAAUCUUUCUCCUCGUUUAUUGCAUUGUCUAGGUAUAUUGAGUGAGUUUGCAGCCACUUUGGUCACAUCUUUCCCCAUUUAGAUUUUGCAAAUGGGGAAGAAAAGGGCGUACAUUUCUUUUAGUAUGUCAACUACUGUCAUCAAUUUGAUAGCAAUGAUUGCUUAGAAAAAGCCUUUCCCACAAUUGCUUCAGUUACUGAAGUGAAGGGUUUUUCCCUUAAUUUUAGAGGGAAACCGUAUCUACUCUUAUAUGUACCCCUUUUAGUCUAUUUUCAUCUCCUCAUCUAUAUAUAGUUUGAUCUUGUCGAAACAAUGUUUGUAAGCCCUUCAUUUUAGAGAACACUUGGUAUGUCCCAUAUGAAUGGCGAAAAUGAAGAAAAGAAUAUGGAUGUUAUUAUUAUUAUUGAAUUA